Messenger RNA from Drosophila ficusphila, 1956 nucleotides. It is a transcript of the gene Dnz1, whose product is annotated as palmitoyltransferase ZDHHC3. Gene Ontology annotation, molecular function: protein-cysteine S-palmitoyltransferase activity. The transcript has 3 exons. Bases 392 to 1222 code for a protein of 276 amino acids. The record is from RefSeq and is a predicted model, not a curated record. Gene Ontology annotation, biological process: protein targeting to membrane; peptidyl-L-cysteine S-palmitoylation. NCBI's taxonomy places the organism in Eukaryota, Metazoa, Arthropoda, Insecta, Diptera, Drosophilidae. Gene Ontology annotation, cellular component: endoplasmic reticulum; Golgi apparatus.
ACCGCUGGCGGUUUCCCUUCAAUGGGCAGUGCAAUAUUUUCGCGCUUCUAGCGAACGGUCACCCUAAAUAAAUAAAUGACAAUUUCAAGCGUAAAAUAAACCCGUAAAAAGUCAAUGAAACGCUCGAUUUGUGAAUUGUGCACCCACCAGUGAGUGGGAAAAGUGCGGCAGACGAGGCUACCGUCACCAGGAGCCUAAAAUCUCGACCAGAAACGGAUCAAGGGCCAUUCAAAGCGUCGAGGAAGUACAGCAACAAUUGUUAUUUUUCGCCCGUUGAUUUUCUGGGGGAGGGGGCUACGAACAUCAGCCCCUUCGGUUUCUAAUUGAAUUAAAAAAAAAAAAAAGGUGGGAAGAGGCAAUAAUACCCCGGUCAGUGCAAUAAAACCUAGCAAUGGUCUUCAUCCGGGAUCCCUGUGGCAUCGCCUGCUUGGUGGUCACCUACGGCGCAGUUUUAUAUGCGGACUAUGUGGUCAUUCGCUGGAUCAUCCUGACUACGAUGCCGGGCAGUCUGUGGAUGUCCUUCCAUGUGGUGCUCUUCAACACCGUCGUCUUCCUGCUGGCCAUGUCCCAUUCGAAGGCGGUGUUCUCCGAUCCCGGCACCGUGCCCCUGCCCGCCAACCGACUGGACUUCUCCGACCUGCACACCACCAACAAGAACAAUCCGGCGCCCGGAAACGGCCACAGCAGCGAGUGGACCGUGUGCACCCGGUGCGAAACCUACAGGCCGCCGCGCGCCCACCAUUGUCGCAUCUGCAAGCGGUGCAUCCGACGCAUGGACCACCACUGCCCCUGGAUCAACAACUGCGUGGGCGAGCGCAACCAGAAGUACUUCCUGCAGUUCCUCAUCUACGUGGCCCUGCUGUCGCUCUACUCCAUCGCCCUUAUCGUCGGCUCGUGGGUGUGGCCCUGCGAGGAGUGCAGCCAGAACGUGAUCGAAACCCAGUUGCGAAUGAUUCACUCGGUUAUCCUAAUGCUGGUGUCGGCACUAUUUGGCCUCUUCGUAACGGCCAUCAUGGUGGACCAGCUGCACGCGAUUCUGUACGACGAGACGGCCGUGGAGGCGAUACAGCAGAAGGGCGCCUACCGGCCCAAUCGGCGCAAGUACCAGCUGCUGGCGGAUGUAUUUGGACGUGGGCAUCCGGCCCUGUGGCUGCUGCCCUGCACCAGUCUGAACCACGCCUCCCGCUACCACGACACGCCUCUUUUGAGCCACGAGGUCUAGGGUCCGGGAAUAUUCUUUGUAUUUUGUCCUUGUGUUUAUUGUGCGGCCAAGGCGGCCCGCGAGUGUUUUUAGUUUUUAAUUAUUGUGUGUGAUUUUCUUUUAAUCAGCCUCCCCACCCGCAGCCAGUCAAAUUGAUUCGUAAAUCGUAUUGUGUAUUAUAUGCAGAUUCCACUUAAUUUAUGCUUUAGUUUAUAAUCGUUUGAAAUUAUAAAUAUAAAGGAAGCAGGAGCAGGAGCAUACUCAAAAUGAACAUGGCUAUUUUAUAAGGAACUUUUUGCAAUCGCUUGUUUAGAAAUGCAUGCGUAGAUUAUUGGUACACCGAUGUCAACGGAACACCAAUGAAAUCUUCGGCCACCCGUGGUAUUUUUUACCAGUAUCCAACUAAGCAGCACAUUCUGAUAUGAGACGUAGGAAAAUCUCAAUUGUAUACAAUACUAAAAUAGCUAUGUACCGAGCUAGGGUAUAAGUCCUUAAGAAAGCAUUUACGAUAAACCCGAAGAUAGACGCAUAUACCAAAAACCAAGUAAACAAAGGAGAUCAAACACUCGUAUAAAAUACUGUGCAGCAAUAGAUUGUAAUGUUUGUAAUCACCUUCUUUAGUUGUAGUUUAUUGUUUUUUUGACAUUCACGACCAUCAACCAGCACUAACAAGAUUUUGAAUGUAACACCGUCAUCCGCAAAUUGUGCCCCUUGAACAGUUGUUCCCAAUAAAGCUAACCGAUAUGCAUAAGUAA